Messenger RNA from Prorocentrum cordatum, 2838 nucleotides. NCBI's taxonomy places the organism in Eukaryota, Dinophyceae, Prorocentrales, Prorocentraceae. The record is from the annotation of a GenBank genome assembly.
AUGGUUCGACGGGAGGUCGAGCGGAGAGCUGCCGGGCGCUGCGGGGAUUGCCGCCGAGGAUCGCCUGGAGGCGAGGACCUGCGACUACGAGGGGCUGGACAGGGCCGCGAGCUGCUGCUCACGGAGGGCGUCCACGUGCUGGACGAGGCCAGCGCGGAGGCGGCGUCAGCAGCCGACCGCUACCUGCGGGCGCUGCACGCCGAAGGCAUGCCGGGCGGGAGGCUCGGCAUGAUGUACCACCUCUGCGGCAACGCGCAGGAGGAGUGUUCAGCAGGCUGCCCGAUCGACGCUUGUGGAGUCGAGCACGUCGAUAUCUGGCGGCUGACCGACCCACGCGACCAAGCGACGUUGGAGGCGGAGUACCACUUGGGCCCACACGCCUCGGAGAUCGCUGGGCUAGGGCGGGCGCUCGAUGUCCCUGCCCUAGACGGGCGCCUUGCCCAGCUGGGCCAGAGCCUGCAAGGAGGCUCGGGGUGUGGCCCCGGAUCCCGAGCGGUCGCCAUGAACGAUGUCAUGCCUGGGGCUUCUCAGGCGCUGGAGCAGCGCGCGCAGGGCCCCACAGCUGCUGGGAGUGGUGCUCGAGUCUCGGCAGCGCCUGCUGGGUGCGAGAGGGCCGCCGAGAUGCUGACGACGGUGUUGCCGGGCGGCGUGGUUGUCUGCGUGCUCAGCGACGAGGGCUCUGGCGUGCUUGGUCGCGACGCUUACCUGGGGAUCACCGGCAGGCGGCAUUUGAUCCAGAGGAUCGCAAAGCAGCGACCGGGAGUCCACCUGGGGAGGGGGCCUGCGCACCCCAGGAGGCAGGUCCCUCAUCUGCUCGCGGGCCCGAGCCAGGCGGUCCCCCUCAGCCCCUACGUGACGCAGUACCACAACGCGGUGUUCUACGCGGCAUACCCGCUGCGGACGGUCGACGCGGACGGAGUGCGAGUGCUGCACCCGCUGGGCGAGGCGUUCGACGGCUUAUCUUGUGGGCUGGUCGUUGAGGGCAACGAUUUGCCCAUGCAGGAGUUCAAGGCCAGGGCGAUGGCACAUCGGGACGGCCAUUGUCGCGGUGGCCGGUGGCUCGCGCUGAUCCCCAGCAAGAGUCGACCCGCCGGCGCGUCCCGCGACGGAGAGGAUGCAGCCGAGCGGGUAGAGGUCAGCAGCGCGGUGCCAACCAAGCAGGGACCCCCCUCUCUGAUCGGCGCCAGGCCGCAGGCGCGGCGCAACCCGGACCAGGGUGGCGAGACAGCCCUGGUGGCAGGGGUGACGCUGAGCGCCAGCCAGGCAGGCCAGAGCCUGGAGUUUGCUGCUGGCGGCCACGCGGGUGCUGCAGGGGCGCGCGAUGGUCUGCGCAUGCGAGGACCUGUGCAGAGGUACCGCUGGGGGAAGCUGCACGCCAGAGCCGAGAGGCCUGGUGGGCAACCGCGGUUCGGCCUAGUCAUGAUGCUCUAUGAAGCAGUACACGGUGCUCCAGGAGAUGUCGGGGGAUUUGUUCGUAGCGCUCCGCCAGAACAGCGAGCGCGCCCCGCGCGGAUGCGCGAGGUGCUGCCGCUUCCUAUUCCUGACGCUCCUGGGAUCGCGAGGUGCAGUGCAGAGUGGCUGAAGCAGAGCACGGUCCUGGAGGCUGGACUGGAUGCUGCGAUCGCUGCGGGCCGGGCAGUCCUGGUCGCGCGUUCCCUGAACCACCAAUGUGUCGGACAUGCUGAGGGCAGCCCAGUCCCCACAGGCCCUCUCACGGCCGCGCAGGGGAGCUCGAUGCGGGUCAUUCGCAGGGCUGCCAGGUAUGUCGCCUCAGACUCCGCGAAGGGCUUCCAGGGCCCUGACUGGCACGAGGACGUUGCUGCGCGUGAUGACACACAUGGAGGCGAGGAGGUGACGCGCGCCUUGCCGCUCGCGGUAGGAGGCGACAUACCAGUCCUCCCGCCGUGCGGCAGUAUCGCCGCUGUGCGUGUGCUGGACAUCGUCGAGGAGCAUGUGGCUGGGUGGUCUGCUGAUCCCACGAUGGCGCUGCUGCCCAAGGCCGAGUGGCCAGAAGAGGUUCAGUGGGCGGCUACCCAGGCGAGAUCGGAUGCGGAGUGGCAUCGCUCCGGCGCCGAGCUUGUGGAACUAGGCCUCGCUGCGCCCAUCGCCAACGUCUGGAUCUUCAAGGGUGGCAACAGGGAGAUGGCACGGCGGCUCAUCAUCAACAUGGUCCCCGCGAGCCGCUACCAGCGGAUGAUGCGAGACGACAUCGGGGCCUGGCAGCCCUACAUGACCUCGGUCGAGGCGAUCCCCGGCGAGCUCAUCGGAGUCAGCAGGGCAGAGAGGGCGCCCCUGAUAGCGGAGAAGCUGGAGCACGCCUGGGUGCAGUACGACAUCAACGACGGAGACCACGGGGAGAUCGUCCUGGUGGGCCGUCUUGAUGAGUUGGCAGGCUCGCUUAGCGAGGUCCAGUCUGAGCUGCGCGCUGCCUGUCAGAGGAGUGGCAUCCAAGUUGCUAAUGGCAAAGCCAAGCACCGUGAGCGUGGGCUGGAGCAGAUGGGUGCUGAUCUAGACGGCAUGGGCGGCCGCGUUGGAGUCGCAGUCGAGAAGCAGCUCCUGCUCGUAACGCUCGUGAUGGUGGAAAUGGGCCAGCCUCAGGUCACGGCCAAGGCGGUGCUCGUCGUGCUGGGCCGCUCGGUGCGCAUCGCGGAGGUCUGCGUGCCGUUCGUGGGGUUCCUGAACGAGUGCGGGGCUGCUGGGCAGUGGCGGAAUCCGCAAACUGUGGCCUCAGACAUGUGCGGCGAGCUCCUGGUCUUCUGCAUGGCGGCCACACGUGGUCUCGCCGACUUGAGAGCCAAGAUCGACCCGGGGAAGAUUACAACGGAUGCGAGCGAGCAG